UAGGGUUGUUACAUUGUGGUGGACGGCGCGUGUUCAGACCAUAGAGUAAUAUAUUACCUACUCUAUGGUUCAGACACGGCAAACACAGUGAAGCUCCGGCGAUCACAGUGCUCGUGAGGCAUCCGUGACAGAAAUAAAAGUACGUCGUCAACGAUAUUAUUUGUUUUUCACGGACGUCAAAACACAAAUUUGAUUAACGUAAUGAAUGAUGAACUUUUGAUUGAGUUAGUGCAGAAAAGACCGGUUCUUUAUGAUUUAAAGAACCCAAAAUAUUUAAAUGCCGAUUGGAAGGGCAGAGUAUGGCAGGAAAUUGGCGAGAAAAUGAAGAUUGAUGGUGGUAAUUGCAAAACAAGGUGGAAUAACAUACGAAACAACUUCAGAAAAUCUUUGAGUAAAAGAAGAACCACAAGUGGACAAUCUUCUAAAAAAAUGAAACAGUACAGAUUUGAAAGCCAGCUACAGUUUUUGCUGAAAUACAUGGAAGAAUGUAAAACAGAGGGGAACAUUGGAUGUCCUGACACUGAAUAUGCAGAAAUUGAUAAUGACGAUGAAGCAAAAGAAUCUCAAACAACCGAUACAUCUAAUUCUCCAGAAAUAGACGAUAUACUUUCUUCCUCUGCUGUUGUGUUUACUAAGCCUGUUAGAAAAAAGAACACCCAACCUGAGGCAGCAGCUUCUACACUCAUGAAGUAUAUACUUAAAGAAGAGAAAAAAUCGAGCACAAGUGGACAACCUACUGUAACUUUGGACAAUCCCAUUGACUGUUUCCUGUUUGGGAUAUCGCCAACUUUAAAAUUGCUACCUCCAUACUUGCAAAAUUUAGCAAAGACCGAAAUUUUUUCUACAGUGCAAAAAUUUGAAUUACAUACGAUGCAAAUGUCCUAACCUAAGGAUUCAAACCAA
Sipha flava (yellow sugarcane aphid) is the source of this 903-nucleotide messenger RNA. Its product is annotated as transcription factor Adf-1-like. NCBI's taxonomy places the organism in Eukaryota, Metazoa, Arthropoda, Insecta, Hemiptera, Aphididae. The record is from RefSeq and is a predicted model, not a curated record. Bases 202 to 885 code for a protein of 227 amino acids. Gene Ontology annotation, biological process: regulation of transcription by RNA polymerase II. Gene Ontology annotation, cellular component: transcription regulator complex; nucleus. Gene Ontology annotation, molecular function: DNA binding. The transcript has 2 exons.